Messenger RNA from Podarcis muralis (Common wall lizard), 5089 nucleotides. Lineage: Eukaryota; Metazoa; Chordata; Lepidosauria; Squamata; Lacertidae. The record is from RefSeq and is a predicted model, not a curated record.
UAAUAUAAAUGUAUGUUAUCCCACAGGUAGGUUCGAAGUUGAUCUCCUGUCACAAGCUAGUCCUGGCUUGUGUUAUUCCAUACUUCCGAGCCAUGUUCCUUUCUGAAAUGGCGGAAGCUAAACAGACAUUGAUCGAGAUCAAAGACUUUGAUGGUGAUGCCAUAGAAGAUUUGGUCAAAUUCGUCUAUUCAUCUCGACUGACUCUGACGGUAGACAAUGUCCAGCCUCUCUUAUAUGCGGCCUGCAUUCUUCAGGUAGAGGUAGUGGCCAAAGCUUGCUGUGAAUACAUGAAACUACACUUCCAUCCUUCAAAUUGCCUGGCAGUGAGAUCCUUUGCGGAGAGCCACAAUCGUAUUGACUUGAUGGAUAUGGCCGAUCGCUAUGCAUGUGAACAUUUUGCUGAAGUGGUGGAAUGUGAAGAUUUUGUGAGUGUGUCACCUCAGCACCUUCAUAAACUGUUGUCUUCCAGUGACCUGAGCAUUGAAAGUGAAAAGCAGGUUUAUGGUGCUGCUAUUAAGUGGCUUCUGGCCAAUCCACAGCAUCAUGCUACAUGGUUAGAUGAAAUAGUUGCUCAGGUGCGCCUACCACUGUUACCCAUUUGUUUUCUCAUGGGAGUAGUGGCAAAAGAAGAAAUUGUCAAGCAGAACCUAAAAUGUCGGGACUUGCUGGAUGAAGCAAGGAACUACCACCUUCACUUAAGUAGUCAUACCGUGCCAGAUUUUGAGUAUUCUGUACGGACAACACCAAGGAAACGCACAGCAGGUACCUUUUUCUGUGUUGGUGGUCGUGGUGGAUCUGGCGACCCAUUUCGCAGCAUUGAAUGCUACUCUAUAAAUAAGAACAGCUGGUUUUUUGGCCCUGAAAUGAACAGUAGGAGGAGGCAUGUGGGUGUAAUCUCUGUGGGAGGUAAAGUUUAUGCAGUGGGUGGACAUGAUGGAAACGAACAUCUGGGCAGCAUGGAAAUGUUUGAUCCUCUCACAAAUAAAUGGAUGAUGAAAGCAUCAAUGAAUACCAAAAGGAGAGGGAUUGCUCUGGCUUCUCUUGGAGGCCCCAUUUAUGCUAUUGGGGGACUGGAUGAUAACACUUGCUUCAGCGAUGUGGAGAGAUACGACAUUGAAUCUGAUCAGUGGAGUGCUGUAGCACCUAUGAAUACACCCCGGGGAGGUGUUGGCUCUGUGGCUCUUGUGAACCAUGUAUAUGCUGUUGGUGGAAAUGAUGGUGUCGCUUCUCUCUCCAGCGUGGAGAAGUAUGAUCCUCAUCUAGAUAAAUGGAUAGAAGUGAAAGAAAUGGGUCAGCGAAGAGCUGGCAAUGGGGUUAGUGAACUCCAUGGCUGCCUAUAUGUGGUAGGUGGCUUUGAUGACAAUUCUCCGCUGAGCUCUGUUGAACGAUUUGACCCUCGCAGCAACAAGUGGGAAUACGUAGCGGAGCUUACGACGCCUCGGGGUGGAGUUGGCAUAGCAACGUUAAUGGGCAAAAUCUUUGCUGUUGGAGGGCAUAAUGGAAAUGCUUACCUGAAUACAGUGGAAGCCUUUGAUCCUGUGGUGAACAGGUGGGAGCUUGUUGGUUCCGUGUCUCACUGCAGAGCUGGGGCUGGUGUAGCCGUGUGUGCCUGCCUUGGCAGCCAGAUCCGUGACAUGGGUCAAGGAUCCAGCAAUGUGGUGGAUUGCAUGUAAAAUCGAAGACUUUGUGAAAUGCCACAAUACUUUACAACCUUUGUGCAAAGACAUUUUGAUUUUUUUUAAAAGCAGUAUGUGUAGAUACUCAAAAGCUUUUUUUAUUUAUAGAACUUGUUCAUACCUGGUAGCAAACCAUGGUUUGGCAUUACAUGCAUGAGCUGAAUCAAGUUCAGUGCAUCCUUGGCCUUCUUUUCCUUCGUCUCUUCUUUGUCUUGGGCAAUGUUUAGCUUCACUUUCCCUGAAUCUCAGCCUUUCUUCUCAUCUGGACCAGGGAUCCUGAUUUCUCUCAAAUCCUGGAUAAACAACCCACCUUCAUAAUGCAUACCUUGAAUCUGGCUUAUCUUGAAAUUCACCAGAGUUUGUGAUAAACCAGUGCUUUGGAAAACAGGACCAGUUGAGAUGCAAGGAAUGUCCUUUUGGCCACAAGGGAAGAUCCACGGCAUUGCCAGGGCUCAUUCUAGCUUAUGCAUGUAGCACUAAGUUCGCAAAUAUGGCCUCACCAGUUGUUUAGUACAGGGGUGAGGAACCUGUGCCUUUCCAGAUGUUUGACUACAACUCUCAUCAUUCCUGAUCAUUGUCCAUUCUGCUGACGCCAAUGGGUGUUUGGGUCCAACAUUUGGAAGGCAACAGGUUGCUCUGGCUUAGAACACGUCCCCCAGUGUUUUCAUAGUAACAGAGAUGUGGGGACUUCAUUUUAAGCAUCUUAUUACUGCCAAAGAUGUUGGAGAACCUUUCGUCUGUAUAUUUCAAAUGACUGGGAUUUGUCCUCAAAAGUUGGUACACUUACAAUUAUCACAGUUAUCUAGAGAAUCCUUUAAGUCUUGUAUACAUUCUGUUUAAAAACUCUUGACUUUAUGUGUAAAUGUGUUCUACAGUUGUAACACUAUGCAGACCCAUAAAAACCUGGAAAACUCCAAACUCCUGAAAAGCGUUAAUUAGGAAAUUGACUUGAACAACACUUCAGAGAUUCUGGUGUUCUGAUAUCUUGGUUUUCAGAAACUGCAUUUGAUGCCAGUUUUGUUUGCUCUGGCAAUACAGAUGAAUCGGUUUGUAACAGAACUACAUUCUGCUUCCUUGUUGAAAAUUGUACAGUAGAAACAAGGAUCAUGAACUGUCUGGAUCAAGGAUGAUGAUGAAAUAGUGGUUGCUGGUGAUGUUGUAACAGGGUGAAGUAUAUUGCUUAUGAACCAUCUUCAUUUCAUCCUAAGAGCUAGAACAGAGGCUUUCAACCUUUUUGAAUCCACAGCUCCCUAGGCCAACUACAUUCUUUCUGUGGCACCCCUGUAGGGCUCAGGAGUCCAGUUAUGUCACCCUUUGCCUGCAGAGCUGGCAGCCUCUCACCCUUUUUUCAAAUGCCCUCCCUUGUGGCGUGUUCCCUCAGCCUCCUCUCCUUGGGAGUCCUCUGGGCAGCAGCUGCUGCUGCCCCUAGUCUCUGAACUCUCCCCCUGCCCCAAAGAGAGGUGCCUCAUCACACUGCCCCACAGGAAGAGGGUGCCCCCAGGCUUAGUGGCUCAGUGGAAACUGGCCAAAGGUGAACGUGAGACCAGCCUGCAGGGUGGAAAGACUCUGCUUUAGCACUGGGCACUCAGCUCCCAGGCAGGCCUUGCACACAGUAAGUGCAAGAAAGGCCAGCACAGUGCCUGGCUGCCUGCCUGGCUUCCAACUUGUUUGCCUAUUUGCAACAGCAAGGGCUGGUGGACUGGCUAGCUGAGCUCACUUGCCCAUUUGCUUGCUUACUCCAAGGCCACCUCAGCUCCUGGCAACCAGCACGCCAUGGCCAGCCCCAGAGGCACCAUUUGCCUGGGGAGCUUGUAGCCAGGGCUGCUGCAACAAACAGCCACACAAACCUUUGGGAGGCAGAGAUGUGAGCGGGCAUCAGAGGGAAGGAAACAGAUACAGAGGCCACUUUUGCCCACGGCACCACUGACCAUCAUUCAAGGCACUCCAGGAUACCACGGCACACUGGUUGGAAACCACUGAGUUAGAGGGAUUUUUGUGUCCACUCUCCUGCUGCUUAUGAAUCACCUUUCUCUGUUUUCCUUGAGGUUACUGGCUUUUACUUCAGUUUCCAACCUUGCAUCUGAAUCCUGGACCAUUCCAUUUUCAGAUUUCUCAUGUGACUUUUGGGACAAUCGUUCAGCAAAUCAUUUAGAAGCUGGUCAUCUUGUGCUGCUCACCUUGAAUGGACUUUUCUGGUUAGUUUGCAAUGCCAGAAAAUGAAUUUGCCUUAAUGAUAAUGAAAGGGAUAGGCUUUUUAGUUUUGUUUUUCUUAUGUAUGUGUCGCGUGUGCAUGUAUGCUCACUUUAUAUUCAAAACAAUCAUUGCAAGUCAUUUCCCAAAGAAGUUAUCUCACUUGGGGCCCGAUCCUGCAAUGCCACCACAGGAUGGAGGAACCUUUGUGGAAUCCCUGUCAGAUGGAGGCUUUGUCCCUGGGUGAAUAUCUGCAGAGAUCCAGGUUUUAAUAUGGUAUGAAGUUGGGGAAAUAGGUUGGCACCCAGCAUCUCACUGUGUGAGCUCCUUGAAGAAGAAGCAGUACAUAAGGAAAAGUUUGUAGUCUUAACCCAUGCUGGUUCAUUUCCAUACCCCCCUCCCCUUCCUGGUGGGAGAGCUAGUGUUUUGGAAUGGAUCAAGCCUUUCUCUAGUGGUUUAAGUGUGUCUUGUUCUAUUGUUAACUUAGAGGAGAGUACAGUUGUUAAAUCAUGCUAAAUAUUUCUAUUGGGCAGCCUGAAGGAAAGAUGAAAUUAGACUUGUGUGUACAUCAGUUGAAGGUUUACUUAAUUUGCAGUCUUUUCCUUUUAAAAUUUAAUUUACCUGAUUUGAUGUAGUGGGUCUAAUUUUUAUCCCCACCCCACCCCGAUUCUUUGUCAGAACUGCACUGAAUUUCUUUUGUUCUGGUUACUUAGCACUCAACCUAUGGAGCUCUGCAUGUGAGACAGUGUAUAGCUGUAUUUUAAGAGCAAGCAUCUUGGGGCAGCUUACCUCUGUUGUGGCAAAAGCUCACGAUGCAAGAAACAGAGUGCCACAUCCUUUUAUCAUAAAGGAAAUUGGGCGCUUUGAUAUUGGGCAUGCGAUUUGGGAGCUGCCUCAACACAACUACAUAUGAAAUUGUAACUUCCCAUCUCACAAGGGAAAAUUUGGGCAAAAUGUAUAUGGCUAAAGCUUUAUGCCUAAACAUUUUAUGGUGGGUGGGAUUGGCUUUGCGGCACAAUAUGGGCAUAACAACACUGUGUUUCUUGGAGAAACAGAUAUUUAAUGAUUCUCUGUAUGUAGUUCUAUCACUUUACUAUUGCACUGCCACUUCUAAAACCUGGUUUGUAUUAGUCUGUGGUAUCCAGUGGACAAAAUGCAGAAUGAAGUGGUGUGGUAUGUUGUGUGGAAAUUGGCAAUAUUGUAAUAAAAUGCAUUUAUUUGUU